Messenger RNA from Candidula unifasciata, 164 nucleotides. Lineage: Eukaryota; Metazoa; Mollusca; Gastropoda; Stylommatophora; Geomitridae. The record is from the annotation of a GenBank genome assembly.
AACUAGAACAACGUGGUCUGGUUCUGCUCGUUCACGGGCGGGAUUUUGUGGCGGGAACCUCCAUUCCCGCCAACAUUUUCAGGGCUGUGGCUGAGAGCAGGAGGACUCUGGCGGUACUGACACGUAGCUUCGUGGAGAGUUAUUGGUGCAACUUUGAGUUACAG